AAACCCAAUCAUUCACACCCAUCACAUAAUUCCUGAGACCCCUCUCUGUAUAUACCAGCCCCCACUUCUCCAACUCAACUCUGUCCACUCCAACAUCACUGAUCUGAUCAUCUUCUUCAACCUUAACAAGAUUACUCCAAACCAUGGCCACCGCCGCCGCUGCCACGUCACGAUUUUUCGGAACCCGAAUCUACAACCCGAGUCCAAACACCGGGAGAUUCCAGGCCCGGUUCGGGUUUGGGUUCGGCAAGAAAUCCCCGCCGCCACAAACGCCACCUAAGAAGGCCCAGCCCAAGUUCUCGUCCGGUGAGCGGCUCGUGUGGUUCCCGGGGACCGAGCCACCGGAGUGGCUGGACGGCACCAUGGUUGGGGACCGAGGGUUCGACCCGUUCGGGUUUGCGAAACCCGCGGAGUACUUGCAGUUCGAGCUGGACUCGUUGGACCAGAACCUGGCCAAGAAUGUGGCCGGAGAAGUGAUCGGGGCGAGGGUGGAGACGGCGGAAGUGAAUCCGACGCCGUUUCAGCCUUACUCGGAGGUCUUCGGAAUUCAGAGGUUCCGAGAGUGCGAGCUCAUUCAUGGCCGCUGGGCCAUGCUUGGCGCGCUUGGAGCGAUCGCCGUUGAGGCACUCACUGGCGUUGCAUGGCAAGACGCUGGCAAGGUGGAGCUGGUUGAAGGAUCAUCUUACCUUGGGCAGCCACUUCCAUUCUCACUUUCGACAUUAAUAUGGAUAGAGGUUGUAGUAAUUGGGUACAUCGAGUUCCAAAGAAACGCAGAGCUUGACCCAGAGAAGAGGCUUUACCCUGGUGGGCAAUUCUUUGACCCAUUGGGCUUGGCCAAUGACCCGGAAGAGAAAGAGAGGCUUCAACUGGCUGAGAUCAAGCACGCUCGCCUCGCCAUGGUUGCUUUCCUCAUAUUUGGCAUCCAAGCCGCUGUCACUGGAAAAGGCCCAAUCAGUUUCAUAGCUACCUUUAACAAGUGAUCAUCACGGCCUCUCGAAAAAUACUCAACGGGAGCACCACCGUUGAUAGAAGGUAUGGUUAGCUCCUUUAGUGCACGAUUCACCUUUAGUUAGUAGUAGUGAACGAUGCUCAGCACUAUCGAUGUCUUAUAGUAUUAUUCCGGUAAUUUCUCUUUGUUCAUAAGAGACCUCUAAUAUUUCACUAACGUCCUAUAAUAUGUAUCCAAUUAUUCUUUUGGA
This is a messenger RNA of Morus notabilis, 1199 nucleotides long. RefSeq names its product chlorophyll a-b binding protein CP29.3, chloroplastic. The record is from RefSeq and is a predicted model, not a curated record. Bases 144 to 980 code for a protein of 278 amino acids. Gene Ontology annotation, biological process: response to light stimulus; photosynthesis, light harvesting in photosystem I. Gene Ontology annotation, cellular component: plastoglobule; chloroplast thylakoid membrane; chloroplast envelope. The transcript has 2 exons. Lineage: Eukaryota; Viridiplantae; Streptophyta; Magnoliopsida; Rosales; Moraceae.